CAAGUUAGAUUUGUCAUAGGCGACAUCAUCCAACAACAAACAGAUGCCAUUGUGAACUCGUCAAAUUUUAAAUUAAAAUUCACUGGUCAAGUAUCUCAAGCAAUCCGACUAGCCGCUGGGCCUGGAGUAGUGAAACAGUGUCAAGAUUACAUAGGACAGAAUCAAAAUUUGGAUGUUUCAGAUGUUUUUGUAACAGAUGGUGGCCACUUGCAAUGCAAACAUAUCAUGCAUACAUCCACACCUGCAUAUAAGAAUGAUGGAUUGGAUAACUACCAGAAACCUCUGGCUGAUACAUAUCUCAAUUGUUUAAAUAAGGCUCUCAAAAAAGACAUUCAAUCUAUUUCAUUCCCAAUUUUGGGUUCCGGU
Molecule: messenger RNA, 366 nt
Organism: Helobdella robusta
Lineage: Eukaryota; Metazoa; Annelida; Clitellata; Rhynchobdellida; Glossiphoniidae
Exons: 1
Biological process (GO): peptidyl-glutamate ADP-deribosylation; DNA damage response; purine nucleoside metabolic process
Cellular component (GO): nucleoplasm
Molecular function (GO): ADP-ribosylglutamate-[protein] hydrolase activity
Source: RefSeq, a predicted model, not a curated record